Notodromas monacha is the source of this 861-nucleotide messenger RNA. The record is from the annotation of a GenBank genome assembly. Lineage: Eukaryota; Metazoa; Arthropoda; Ostracoda; Podocopida; Cyprididae.
GGCGGAAUGUCGAACCAAGGCAUGAUGUCGACGAUGAACCAGAGCCAGAGUUCAUUGGGAGCCUCGAGAUUCAGUCUGGUGUCGGAUAGCUUGAAGAUAAUUGGGUCCAGAGUCGUUGGGUUCCACUUUUGCCAGGCUGAUAACGCACCCACUUGUCUGGUUCCUGAUUUUGUGCACAACCUUGCGGCCCAGUUGUCCCAGGCCCCUCAGCUUGGUGCUUACAGAGAGUAUUUGCUGCAAAACCCAACAACAGUGGACCUGUUGUCCUUGAGAGAGUGCAUCUGCGACCCUCACAGAGCUCUGGUGCAAGGCAUCCUAGAGCCCCUGGGAGCCUUGAGGCGAAUUGGGAGACUUUCAGGAGAGACUUGCAUCAUUGUUGUGGAUUCCUUAUGCGAAGCAGAGUAUCAUAAACCCGACUAUGGAGACACUAUUGCCAGCUUCCUCACCAGACACAUCAUGAAGUUUCCAGGCUGGUUGAAAAUGGUUGUGACUGUGAGAUCCCAGAGGGAUGAUGUCACCAGGCUCUUGCCCUUCAGGGUUCUGAGCUUGGAUGAUGGGAAUUCGAGUACUGGAAACGUGAGGCAAGAUUUGGAGGAAUAUGUGAACUUCCGGCUCUGCAACAGCAUGUCCAUUAGCAAAAAUAUUUCCAUCAAUAGUGGUACUAAGAAGGGACAAGAGGCUUGUGUCAAAUUCGUUUCUCACGUUGUCAGCAUCGCCAAGGGAUCAUUCUUAUACACUAAGCUAACAUUGGAUCUGAUAGAACGUGGGCAUCUCAUCAUGAAAUCUUCAAGCUACAAAGUUUUGCCUGUCAACACGUCAGAGAUCUUCAUGUUGAAUUUCAAUCUGCGAUUCCGAACAAGC